GUGUUUUGUCACGGUGACUGAAAGCGUGAACGCAGACGAGCAAAAAAAAAACCAACAAACUGGUUCCUAAGCUUCCUUUUUCUCGCUUGGUCAUGGCGGAGGGCAGCGGGAGCGUCAACCACGCCAUCCUCCCUCCGGGGGACCCUCAGCUUAUCGCGAUGAUCGUGGAGCACCUGAAGAACCGGGGCCUUUUCGACGAGUUCCGCCGGGACUGUUUGGCAGACGUUGAUACCAAGCCUGCUUACCAGAACCUUCGCCAGAAGGUGGACAACUUUGUCGCAUCCCAUCUGAGCACUCAGGACUGGAACCCGUCCAUCAACAAGAACCAGAUGAGGAACGGACUAAGACAGAGUGUUGUCCAAUCCGGCAUGUUGGAGUCCGGGGUGGACAGGAUCAUCACGCAGGUGGUGGACCCGAAGAUGAACCACACGUUCCGACCGCACAUCGAGACCGCCAUCCACGACUUCCUGUCAGGAGAGAAAAGGGAGGACGGCAGCACUGAGCAGACGGAGCCGUGCGAGGGCCAGUCCGCCUCGGGCCCGAGAACCCCUCGGCUGCGCGCUCUUGAACGACACGCCCCCCUCCUCCCUACACCGAGCGCAGACAUGAACACGCAUGCGCCGGCCGUGCUCCUGCUUCUCUGGCUCUCCGCGUGCGGACACCUGCGCUGCUCGGACAUGAGUGACGUCACGGACGAGACACUGGCGCCUGACGUCACGGACGAGAGACUCGCGCCUGACGUCAAACGUCGCCUCUCCCAGCAGAGUGCAGCGGACAUCCAGACCUGCGUGGUGCGUUCAGACGACGUGGGAUGUGAGACUUUCCAGUGCUUCAGCAACAACUCGUGCGAGAUCCACGGCCUGCAUCACAUCUGCGUCACGCUGCUGCAACACGCGGGAAACUACGACUCGCAGGGCAAGUUGUCGGUGAAGGAGGGACUGCGCUGUCUGGCGCUGGGCAUCCGUCAGCGCUUCGGCUGCAUCAGUCGUCGCUGUGCGGCCGUGAAGGAUCUGCUCUUCUCGCUGCAGAGGGACUGUUUCUCCAAGCACCGGCUGUGUCUCACCCUGCGGGACAACCUGGACACCGUCAGCAGCCUGGUCCACUUCCACCUGCUCUUCCCCCCCGGACUGCACGCCGAGCUGAUGAACUUCCUGUUGGAGUGCGGCGACGAGGUCCGGUCCUGGGUGGGGCGCCGCCUGCGGGGACAAUGUGAGCAACACUGGGGGGCGCUGUGCCGCAGCUUCAGCACCGCCUGUCUGGACCACCCGCCCACCGGCACGCCCAGACCGCCAGCCAUAGCGACCCAAGCGGCGGGCAACGUGACGUGGUCCGGACUCAACGUCACGGACGACCUCUAACCUCUUUUUGAAUUUUAUACUGUUUUCUUUUUUUACACUUUUUUUUUAAACAGGACAAAACUAUCUACCUCACCGCUAACAACCAGCAGGCGGCGCCAACAACACUCUUCCCUUUUUCUUUUUUUAGUAUUUAUAAACCGGUUAUGUACGAGUUUCCUUCAACUACCUUUUUAAUGAAUGUAUUUUUCAUGUAAGAGAAAUGUGACUUUUUAUUUGAAUAAAAGCCAAACAAACAAA
Nerophis ophidion (straightnose pipefish) is the source of this 1595-nucleotide messenger RNA. Its product is annotated as stanniocalcin-2-like. The record is from RefSeq and is a predicted model, not a curated record. Gene Ontology annotation, cellular component: extracellular region. Gene Ontology annotation, molecular function: hormone activity. Lineage: Eukaryota; Metazoa; Chordata; Actinopteri; Syngnathiformes; Syngnathidae. The transcript is spliced from 7 exons. The coding region runs from base 93 to 1358 and encodes 421 amino acids.